Molecule: messenger RNA, 1155 nt
Organism: Acytostelium subglobosum LB1
Lineage: Eukaryota; Evosea; Eumycetozoa; Acytosteliales; Acytosteliaceae
Exons: 3
Biological process (GO): vesicle budding from membrane; late endosome to vacuole transport via multivesicular body sorting pathway
Cellular component (GO): ESCRT III complex; multivesicular body
Source: RefSeq, a predicted model, not a curated record
AUGAGUAGUAGUAGCAGGUCGACAACAGCAACAUCUACUUCUUCAAUCUCAAUGUCAAAGCUACAGAGAGUAAAGGAUGUAGUCAAUUCGAUAAAGGAAUUACAACAGGAUCAUGAGAGUAGAAUCAUAUUGUUCAGUCGACUGCCAUCGACUCGCGAGCAGAAUCCAGAGCGUUAUAACAAUAUGAUAACAUUCUGGACCAAUGCCAUCAAGCGAGUGAUAACCGAGUCCAACCUUCUCAUCUUCACACCCGCCCAACUCAAGGACAUCUUCACGUUCGAUGGCGGAGUAUCCCCAAUCUCCAUACUACCUAUCAUUGAUGAGAUAGAGAAGAAUGGAGACUUACAGUCAAUGAGUACAUAUACAACAGAGCUGGGGUGGACUGCAUGGCUGUGGCACCGAGUGGCAUUGCCUUCACUAAAGUGGUCGUUGUCAAAGGUGAUGACUACAGGUAGUGGCACCUCUCCACGCAAGAAUGACACAAGCAACAAAGCAAUGUUGGAGAGGAGGUUGGUAUACGCCGAUCUAGUCAAUGAGAUGGCCGAACAACUAUAUCAACAACAACUGGACAGAAUAGUAUCGCCCAUUGACAACAUUGUAUCGAUCACCAGCAUUGAGAAACAGGUUGCCGAUUGGAUGCUGUCCAUGGCCAUCGAGUCUGCGCAUUCCAAUCAACAGAUAAUGGAGUCGUUGUGUGAUGGUGUGGCCACUCUCAAGAAGGUCAAUGAGCGAAUGUCUGUGGACCAGGUCGACAAGAUAAUGGACGACUUCUCAGAGGUGAUGCUCGAUCAGAAGGAGAUUGACGAUGCUGUCAAGAGUGGAUUUGCGGCAACAUCCGCUUCAUUACAGGACCCAGAUGAGGAGGAGAAACUAGAGCAAGAGCUGCAAGAGUUGGAGAAGGAGUGGAACAAGGAGCAGAGUUCCACGGCAUCACCGGCAGCGGCCACAACACAAACAACAACAUCACCUGUACAAUCAACACCAUCACCAACAACUACAACAACUACCACAACUAUAACAACUACAGCAACAAUUAAGUCAGCUGCGGAACUGACUGAAGAGGAACAGUUACUGGCUGAGCUGGACAACUUAUCAGUGUCAUCAACUGCGAUCACAGAGGAGAAGGAAGAAAAGAAGCCUGUCAUAAUGUCAUCA